ACUAUGAAUACAUUUUCCCACCUAGACUCAUCUAACAUUUUCUAUGCAAAAGAUGAUAGUACUCCGUAGUCCGUAGUAUAUUCCAUGCAAUAGUCAAUUUUCCUCCCAAAACGUUUCUAUAUAAGGCGGCCACUAGUCCCCUCCUUCGAUAUCAAACACAUUAACAAAAAAACCUCUCUCUCUUUCCUAAACAAGAAAGCUUUUACACUUCCCUUGAAAAAUGGCGCCGGAAAUCAUGAACCGUCCCUUGAAUAGGGGUGCCUCUGGUCUUGCGAAGGCCGGUAGCCUUCCCAGCCGUGCCUACGUUACGUUCCUUGCCGGUAACGGCGACUACGUGAAGGGUGUGGUGGGUCUGGCCAAGGGCCUUAGGAAGGUCAACACCAUCUACCCUCUCGUGGUGGCCGUCCUCCCCGACGUCCCCGCCGAUCACCGCCGGAUACUCGUCGAGCAAGGCUGCAUCGUCCGCGAGAUCGAGCCCGUGUACCCGCCCGAGAAUCAGACGCAGUUCGCCAUGGCCUACUACGUCAUCAACUACUCCAAGCUCCGCAUUUGGGAGUUUGUGGAGUACAGCAAGAUGAUCUACUUGGACGGAGAUAUCCAGGUGUUGGAGAACAUCGACCAUCUCUUCGAAAUGGAAAGUGGCUAUCUGUACGCAGUGAUGGACUGCUUCUGCGAGAAGACGUGGAGCCAUACGCCGCAGUUCCAGAUCGGGUACUGCCAGCAGAGCCCGGAGCGGGUCAAGUGGCCCGAGUCCCUGGGCCCGAAGCCGCACAAGUACUUCAACGCGGGAAUGUUCGUGUUCGAGCCGAGCCUGCCGACGUAUCACGACCUGCUGCAGACGCUGAAGGUGACGGCAGCGACGCCCUUCGCGGAGCAGGACUUCCUCAACAUGUUCUUCCGGGACGUGUACCGCCCCAUCCCCAACAACUACAACCUGGUGCUGGCGAUGCUGUGGCGCCACCCGGAGAACGUGCGGCUGGAGGAGGUCAAGGUGGUGCACUACUGCGCCGCCGGGUCCAAGCCGUGGCGAUACACCGGCGAGGAGGAGAACAUGGAUCGGCAGGACAUCAAGACGCUGGUGGAUAAGUGGUGGGAUAUUUACAACGACGAGACGCUUGACUACAAGGCAGAGGGAGAGGGAGACCUCGCUGAUGCCGAGAAGUUGAUCCCCAUGGCCGGAGUGGUUCGUUAUGUUCCCGCCCCUUCGGCCGCUUAGACUUAAACAUGGCUUGCAAACAUUUUUUAUUUUUAAUUUUAUUUUUACCUUUUUUAUGGAGUGUUUUUUUUAGUAUAGUUGGGCGCUACACGGGGAAACCGGCUGGGGUGCCUGCCUGUGUUUUCUUCCUUUUUAUUUAUCAUAUAGUAGUAUUUGUAUUGGGUUUAAAAUCCUACCGCCGGUGACUCAUCGUGUAUUUGUAAUUACUUCAAAUAUGGAGUAUAUAAUAACUCAAAUAUGUUUACCA
This is a messenger RNA of Salvia hispanica, 1463 nucleotides long. Its product is annotated as galactinol synthase 2-like. The record is from RefSeq and is a predicted model, not a curated record. Lineage: Eukaryota; Viridiplantae; Streptophyta; Magnoliopsida; Lamiales; Lamiaceae. Gene Ontology annotation, molecular function: glycosyltransferase activity.